Phalaenopsis equestris is the source of this 710-nucleotide messenger RNA. Its product is annotated as probable protein phosphatase 2C 59. Gene Ontology annotation, molecular function: protein serine/threonine phosphatase activity. The record is from RefSeq and is a predicted model, not a curated record. Lineage: Eukaryota; Viridiplantae; Streptophyta; Magnoliopsida; Asparagales; Orchidaceae. The annotation marks the transcript as partial. Gene Ontology annotation, biological process: protein dephosphorylation. Gene Ontology annotation, cellular component: nucleus; cytosol. The transcript has a single exon.
CAAUGUUCAGCUGAUGCCUACAGCCAUACAGACUCUGAGUUCUUGAGAUCUGAAAAUAAUCAAAGCCGAGAUGCUGGAUCAACAGCUUCGACUGCUAUUCUCGUUGGCGAUCGUCUCCUUGUAGCUAAUGUUGGAGAUUCUAGAGCUGUCAUAUGUCAGAGUGGAAAUGCCAUUGCUGUUUCAAGAGAUCACAAGCCUGAUCAAACAGAUGAGAGACAGAGAAUUGAGGACGCUGGAGGUUUUGUUAUCUGGGCUGGCACAUGGCGCGUUGGUGGCGUAUUAGCUGUUUCCCGUGCAUUUGGUGAUCGUCUCUUGAAGCAGUAUGUGGUUGCAGAUCCUGAAAUUCAGGAAGAGGUGGUUGAUGGAUCUCUAGAGUUCCUCAUCCUCGCAAGUGAUGGACUGUGGGAUGUAGUCUCCAAUGAGGACGCUGUAGCCAUGGUCAAACCCAUUGAAGAUCCAGAACAGGCUGCAAAGAACCUGCUGCAGGAGGCUUCCCUUAGGGGAAGUGCUGACAAUAUAACCUGUGUCGUCGUGCGGUUUCUUGGUUGCAUUAGUGAGGAUAACACUCACAGCGUACAAGAGCAGUGAGGUUGGAAUAAAAUUCACUUAUAAAGCUUUUCUCUAGUAAAGCAAAAGGCAUCAGAGGAAGGUAUGUUUUGCAUAUUUCAGUACUGCAAGCAAUGAAAAGGAAUUGAUUUUGCUAGCUCAAG